GUUAGGAGAGAUACUUGAACGUAAUGAUAUCGUAUUUAAUGUGUAAAAAGUAAGUUCGUCUUGUUAUUUGAGUGGGGUGAACUGUCUUUAAUCAAUUUUCAAUAUUCUGGAAUAGUGGAAAGCCCGUUCCUAAAAUAUUUGUUUCUGAAUUGUUGUAUCGUGUUUGGAUGGUAAACCAGUCCUGAAGAUGCUUAAUGUGUGAUCACUGAUGUGCCAGUAAUUUUAGGAAAAGACAUUUAAUAUUGAACUCAUAGGCUUAUUUAGUAUUUCAACACUAUAUUUUGAUUUGUUUUGAUUAAUUUGAUCAAUCAUGGAAAGUGCAAAUCAAUGUCAAAUUUGUAAACAAGCUGAUUCAAAGUAUGUUUGUCCCAAAUGUAAUAUUCCAUACUGUUCCUUAAAAUGUUACCAGUCUGAGUUGCAUUCUCAGUGUUCUGAAACAUUUUACAAAGACUGUGUUGUGGAACAAAUUAGAAGUGAGGAUGUUGACCCUCAAACACAGUCCAAAAUGAUGGAAAUACUUCAACGAGUGCAAAACAUUGAUGAACAGUUUGACGAAGAAGUUCCUGAUUCAGAUGAUGAUGAUAGCGUUGAAGAUUUAGCAGGGAGGCUAGCAGGCGUGGACCUUGAUGAUCCUGAUUCAGUGUGGGAGAAAUUAACAUUAGCAGAAAAACAGCAGUUUGAAGAACUAUUGCGUUCAGGAGAUGUUUCCCAAAUUGUUCCUCAUUGGCAGCCUUGGUGGUUAUUCAAAGAGGAGAAGAAACUUGUAACUGACCUUGACACAGUCAAUCAAGCCCCUGAACUUCCUUCCAAUAUACCAAAACUAUUAGAGAAUAUCCAACCAUUAUCAAAAUUGUCCAAAGUCUCACCCUCACCCUGUGUGAGAUGGAAUGUUGUUAAUAUACUCGCAGCAUACAGUCUUACGGCUCGUAUAUUCAAUGGCGACUAUCUUGACUCCCCACAAGAAGCAGGAACCACUAUAGUUUCCCUUAGUAAAAACCUUUCAAGCAAUCAAGUAUUUGAAGAUCCAGAAAAUGCUGUGGCAGCCGUUCAUCUAGCUGCAGUUAGUAACAGCUGUGUUUUGACCAAUGUAGACGAAGGACAGUUGAAGGAGGAUGUUAGACAAAUUGUCGAAGGACCUUCAGAAUCCAAAAAGAGCUUGUAUGUUUUAGCAGCCCUAAGUGAAACACAUCAGCUGUUCUCUGCAUGCAAGAAAAAAGUUAAAGAAAGUAAAAACUCUCCGAGUUCAAGUGAUUUUUACAAACGAUUCCCUGAUGCUAGGAAUUCCACACAACAAAAAAUAUCAGUGAGUGAAAUCAAUAAACAUUUAAAGAAAAUAGACUUCUACCUUUCCUGGGCAGUGGAGUAUUAUUAAGUUAGGUUAGGUGAGUCCAAUAAAAUAGGUGCCAAAACUAUGCUCAUUGUACAGUAACUUAUAGGCCUAUAUAAGUAAAAAAGUAAAACACUAAUGGGCCUAUUAAAACUAAGCUAAAAAUUACAGCCUAGCUUAAAAUGUGAUAAAAGUUAGCUUUUGAAAAUCUUAAUAUAACUAUGUACAAUUAGCUUAGUUGGCUUUAAUAGGCUACCGGUACCUAAAAUGUUGUGAAUUCUCAAGUAUUUACAAAAACUCAACAAUGUACGACCAUGUUAAAAAUGAUCAAUUAGACCUAGUUGCUAUAUUUACCAAAUAACUAACGUGAGAUGACAUUUAGAUAUUGUUUUUAGGCCGAAUGUACAAAAACAUUUGAACUAAUUUAGUGUUUUUGGCCUCUGGGGACAAUGCCUCUAGUUGUUACCGUGCCACAGUGUAAUAGCUUCAUCCCUGUGUGGGAAAUUCACUAAUAUUCUUUUGAGUUUCUAAAAUUAUUGUUGUUUAGUUAGGUUACCGUACUGUAACUUAUCCAUCAUAGAUAAAUUACAUUUAAAGCGACCUACAAAAGUGUGUACAAAUCAGAGUUUUUCAUAACAAGUUACCACUUAUGUGUAUUCCAUUAGACGUUCAAAUUUGGUCGAAUAAUCCUUUUCUUUUUGUAGAUAUGGUUUAGUUAAAUUGUCAGUAUUUAGCAGGAAACCCACUAAAAAUCAUUUUUAAC
Messenger RNA from Macrosteles quadrilineatus (aster leafhopper), 2090 nucleotides. RefSeq names its product zinc finger HIT domain-containing protein 2. Lineage: Eukaryota; Metazoa; Arthropoda; Insecta; Hemiptera; Cicadellidae. The coding region runs from base 311 to 1372 and encodes 353 amino acids. The record is from RefSeq and is a predicted model, not a curated record. The transcript has a single exon.